AUGUCGGGGCACGGCGACUUGCAAGAGCUGCUGCGCAUGUUCACCUCGCGCAAGGUCCCCAUGAUGGCGGCCAUGGGUCACAUCAAGGCGCUUCAGUCCAAGAAUCUGAGAAGCAUUGAGAAAAUUGCAGAAGCGCCCCUCUCCGCAGUAGAAGCCGCCAUCGCAGACGCCAAACUGGCCAAGUCCUUCCACGCUGCGUGCAAAACGCACGGGAAGAGGGCGAUCAAGCAUGCUGCUGAGGAGCCUGCCGCUCCUCCCUCAAAGAGACCUAAGCUGGAGCCUCAUAAACGGGACUUGGACUAUGGUUCGAUGAGUGCAGAAGAGCUGGAAAACUCGCUCAGUCUGCCACUUGUUGAGGAUGAAGAGACAAUUCGAAAGACGACAUUGGUGACAAACAGAGCGCCGCUGGUGCUUGCGUUCGCGGUGGAGUUGCUUCGCUUUACUAUGCCCGAACAGCCUCCGAGCAGCCGGUUGAGCCUGAGCCAGGGGGUCUUGAGUGCGAAUUCCAGAUCCAAGGCGAUUAGCAUCGGCAUUGAGAAGGCGCCGCCUGGAGGUGAGGAGCAAGUUCCCCAGGGACAGCCAAAGGUCAAGGUCCUGGGGCGCGAAAUCCCCGUCUUGAAACGGGGCGGAUAUACAUGGAAAUCGGAUCAACAAGGUGACGCUUCAGGUCCGACAGAGGGGCCUAGCACACAAGAGUGGACUCCUGGCGAGCACAAGACUUGGGUCGUGAGCCAGAAACUGACAUCUCGGGCAUCUACUUUUGUGGCACACGUCGCAAGCUUGUCUUCGCCUUCUCUUCGGGCGGGUUUGAUGAAUGGCCUCAUGAGGGACAAGCCCGAAUUGGAAACAGCCACACACAACGCGUGGGCUUUGCGGUUGAGCUAUGGCAGCUCGCCGCUGGUCCAAGAAGCUUCAUUUGACGACGGGGAGUCUGGCUGUGGGAAGUUCAUGCUACAAAUCAUGCGGGAAGCAGACGUCACCAAUACACUCGUUGUGCUGACAAGGUGGUACGGCGGCAUCAUGUUGGGCCCGGAUAGGUGGCGCCUCAUGAGGCAAUGUAUCACCGACGCGCUGUCUUCUCGCAGGCGAAAGUCUACGCUGGCAGGGGAAGCGCUUUGGGGUCUGGACGCUGAAAACAAGAAGCCGUCUGUUUCGACGGUGGGGAUGCCCAUCCACCGGCCCGAAGGCGCGAGGAACUAUCUCCUGCGGAGCUUUGGGAGUGCCGCGGUUGACGGAGGUGGGAGCGAGACCAAGAAGACGCUGGCGGCGGUGAACGAGGAGAGGCAAGAGAAUUUGGGGAGAUUACUCGGAGCACUGAGACUGCUGUACAGGAGCUGGGCCGGCGUUUUGGGAAAGGACGAGCUCGAUCGGAGAGCGUGGAGUUGGUACCUGUCUGUGCGGCCUGAUGUUGAAGCUGGACCAUCCGGAUGGGGAGCAAAGGGCCAUUUGGAUUUGGGCAAGAUUUUGGAUCUGAGGCGGGCAGAAGAAAGUGCCGGCUAA
This is a messenger RNA of Metarhizium album ARSEF 1941, 1500 nucleotides long. Its product is annotated as Ribosomal protein S5 domain 2-type fold protein. The record is from RefSeq and is a predicted model, not a curated record. Bases 1 to 1500 code for a protein of 499 amino acids. Gene Ontology annotation, biological process: regulation of translational initiation. The transcript has 2 exons. Gene Ontology annotation, cellular component: cytoplasm. Lineage: Eukaryota; Fungi; Ascomycota; Sordariomycetes; Hypocreales; Clavicipitaceae.